Messenger RNA from Cygnus atratus (black swan), 2016 nucleotides. It is a transcript of the gene DNAJC7, whose product is annotated as DnaJ heat shock protein family (Hsp40) member C7. The transcript has 14 exons. Gene Ontology annotation, molecular function: protein binding. The record is from RefSeq and is a predicted model, not a curated record. NCBI's taxonomy places the organism in Eukaryota, Metazoa, Chordata, Aves, Anseriformes, Anatidae. The coding region runs from base 63 to 1772 and encodes 569 amino acids.
GGGGGGGGGGGGGGCACGGGACCGCGGGCCGGGCCUGAGCCCUACGGUCCUGACCCCACCCCAUGACUGCCAGACCCCGGGACCCCCGGUUCCCUCCCACCCCGGGUUCUCCGCCCCCCUCAGCCCGGUUCUCUCCCGGCCCCGUUCGGCUCCGGGCGGCCUCGCGAAGCCGCCGUUGCCGCCGGCAGCUCCGCCUGUUCCGGCAGAGGCGCCCGCCCCUCGCCCCGCCGACCGUCCUCCCCCCCCCCCCCCCCCCCCCCCCCCCAGCCCGGCCUGGCGGUAAGAUGGCGGCGGCGGAGUGCGAUGUGAUCAUGGCGGCGCCCGAGGGACCCGGCGAGCCCGAGAGCGAGGAGGAGGCGCGGAGAGAAGCAGAAUCAUUCAAGGAACAAGGAAACGCAUACUAUGCCAAGAAAGAUUACAAUGAAGCGUACAACUACUACACAAAAGCCAUAGAUACCUGUCCCAACAAUGCCAGUUAUUACGGUAACAGAGCUGCCACCCUCAUGAUGCUGGGGAGAUUCCGAGAAGCACUGGGAGAUGCUCAGCAGUCUGUCAGAUUGGAUGAUAGCUUUGUAAGGGGCCAUCUACGGGAAGGGAAGUGCCAUCUUUCCUUAGGGAAUGCCAUGGCUGCCAGCCGCUGCUUUCAACGAGUUUUAGAACUGGAUCAUAAGAAUACUCAGGCACAGCAAGAGCUAAAGAAUGCCAGUACCGUGCUAGAAUAUGAAAAAAUAGCUGAAGUGGAUUUUGAGAAACGGGAUUUCAGAAAGGUUGUAUUUUGCAUGGAUCGUGCUUUGGAGUUUGCUCCUGCUUGUCACCGAUUCAAAAUCCUCAAGGCCGAAUGUUUAGCACUACUGGGUCGCUACCCAGAAGCACAGUCUGUAGCAAGUGACAUCUUACGAAUGGACUCUACAAAUGCAGACGCUCUGUAUGUCCGUGGUCUCUGCCUUUAUUAUGAGGACUGUAUCGAGAAGGCAGUGCAGUUCUUUGUCCAGGCACUCAGAAUGGCUCCCGAUCAUGAGAAAGCGUGUCUUGCCUGCCGUAAUGCCAAAGCACUUAAAGCAAAGAAAGAAGAUGGGAAUAAAGCGUUUAAAGAAGGAAACUACAAACUAGCAUAUGAACUGUAUACAGAAGCACUAGGAAUAGAUCCAAAUAACAUAAAAACAAAUGCCAAACUCUACUGCAACCGGGGGACAGUUAAUUCAAAGCUUAGGAAACUUGAAGAAGCAAUAGAUGACUGCACGAAUGCAGUAAAACUGGAUGACACAUAUAUCAAAGCAUACUUGAGGAGAGCACAAUGUUACAUGGACACAGAGCAAUAUGAAGAUGCUGUAAGAGACUAUGAAAAAGUAUAUCAGACAGAAAAAACAAAAGAACACAAGCAACUUCUAAAGAAUGCACAGGUGGAACUGAAAAAGAGCAAACGGAAAGACUACUAUAAAAUCCUUGGGGUUGACAAAAAUGCCUCUGAAGAUGAGAUCAAGAAGGCUUACAGGAAAAGAGCACUAAUGCAUCAUCCAGACCGACACAGUGGGGCAAGUGCAGAAGUACAGAAGGAAGAGGAGAAGAAAUUUAAGGAGGUUGGUGAAGCCUUUACCAUCCUGUCAGAUCCCAAGAAGAAGGCCCGCUAUGAUAGUGGACAAGAUCUAGAAGAGGAUGGAUUGAACAUGGGUGACUUCGAUGCAAAUAAUAUCUUUAAGGCCUUCUUUGGUGGGCCAGGUGGCUUCAGUUUUGAAGCUUCUGGGCCUGGAAAUUUCUUUUUCCAGUUUGGCUAAAAACAAACAAACACACAUACCUGAUCUGCUUAUUUUAGCCUUGAAUAUGGACAUACUUUAGACUCCUUCCUUCAUCAUGUCUCAUUGUACUUAGAGCAGUUUCAUUUUUCUCGGUUGGAGACCUCUGUUUUGUGUGCUUGUGCGUGUGAAGAGGAAACCAGCUCGGGGAGGGGAAGGCUUGUGAAUUUUGUUUUACUGUUAACUUUAUCAAAAAAAAAUAAAGCUUUGAAUCUUUUGGUCCCUC